Sarcophilus harrisii (Tasmanian devil) is the source of this 669-nucleotide messenger RNA. It is a transcript of the gene NEUROG3, whose product is annotated as neurogenin 3. The coding region runs from base 1 to 669 and encodes 222 amino acids. The record is from RefSeq and is a predicted model, not a curated record. The transcript has a single exon. Gene Ontology annotation, molecular function: protein dimerization activity. NCBI's taxonomy places the organism in Eukaryota, Metazoa, Chordata, Mammalia, Dasyuromorphia, Dasyuridae.
AUGUCCCCCAAGCCCGCCUACGUGGUGACCAGCGAGUCGUCUUUCCCGAGAGCUUCAGACACCGCCGCCGCCACUGGGGUGUGCGCCUCCUGCGCCCUGUCCCCGCCAGGCAGCCCCAGCCCGGCGCCGCCGCGGACCUGCGCCGACAGCGAGCCCCGAGCUCCCAAGAAGGGCAGGGCGCGGCGCGGAGGUCGCAGCCGGCCCAAGAGCGACGCGGCGCUAAGCAGACAGCGACGCAGCAGGCGCAUGAAAGCCAACGACCGCGAGCGCAACCGAAUGCACAAUCUCAACUCGGCGCUGGACGCGCUGCGCGGCGUGCUGCCCACUUUCCCGGACGACGCCAAGCUCACCAAGAUUGAGACGCUGCGCUUUGCGCACAACUACAUCUGGGCGCUGACCGAGACGCUUCGCAUGGGGGAGCACGGCCUUCGGGGGCUAGGGCUGGGUCUGGAACUGGGACUGGCCCCGCCGCCGCUCCCUGCUGGGGAGCUCAGCAGCCCCGGCAGCGCCUCCUCCUCUUCCGGGGAGUGGGGCUCGCUCUAUUCUCCAGCCUCGCAGGCGGGCAGUCUAAGCCCCACCACCUCGCUGGAGGAGCCGCCGCCUUUGCCCUCAGCCGCUUCCCCGGUCUGUCUGGGCCCCGAAGGCCUGUCCUUCUCCGACUUUGUGUAG